CGUGCCAGGAGCCGCCAGCACCGAUCGGCGCCGCCGCCCCCCCCGCCGCGGGUCCCGGAGCUGUGCGGGGCCGGGAGAGGCGACCCCGGCAUCUCCCCGUGCGUCCAUCCCGGGUGUCCCACCUGUCCCAGGUGCGCCGGAGCCCGGGCGAGCUCCGGCAACGCCCCGAACGCCGGGACUCCCUUGAUCCCCCCCAUCCCGGAGCACCGGAACCCCCAGAACCCCCGGACCGCCGGGACCUCGGGACCUCUCGGGACCCCCGGGACCCCCGCCCAUGUUCCGGCGGGACGAGCGCAGCCGCGCCACGGUGGCGCGGGGCUCAGCGCUGGACAUGGAAUUGCGCCGGGGCUGCUGCUGCCCCCCGGCCCCGGCCUCGCAGGAACCAGAGCUGCAGCGGGCUCUGGAGCGGGCACUGCGGGUGCGGGAGGGGGCUCGGCGGCUUCUCCCCGCCUGCAGCCGCCCCGAGCAGGCUCUGGAGACCACCAAGACCCUGGUGCUGUGCGAUGCCAGGGUGGUCGCGGCGGGGGGAGAGCUGCAGCGGCGCCAGGAAGCCCGGCUGAGGGGGGCCAGGCGCCCCUCGGACGCCGGGCCCGGGGUUGAGCGGGUGCCGUGCCGGGGCACCGUGUGCAUCUCAGAUUUGCGCAUCCCGCUGAUGUGGAAGGACACCGAGUACUUUAGGAACAAGGGGGAGCUGCACCGCUGCGCCGUGUUCCUGCUGCUGCAGGUGGGGGCUGAGAUCCACGACACCCCCACGGUGCUGGUGGACCGGACCCUCACCGACAUCUGCUUCGAGGGAGCCGUGCUCUUCUCGGAGGCGGGUCCCGAUUUCGAGCUGAAGGUGGAGCUGUACAGCGCGGGGCUGCCCGGAGCGGGGGCGCAGGGCAGCACCCCCAAAAAGCUGGCGACGCGUCUGAGCACGUCCCUGGGCCGCUCCUCCGGCCGCCGGGCACGGGCUGCCAUGGAGGGGGGGCCCGGCAGCCCCCCGGGCACCGGCGGCACCGGGGCACUGCUGCUGCCCCCGCCCGGCGUGCCGUGUCCCCGGUUCCAGCUCCUGGCCCACGCCGCGCUGUCCCUGGCGCAGGUGCACGAUGGCUUCCGCACCCACGACCUGGUCAUCGCUGCUGACGAGCAGAGCCCCUGCUGGGUGCCUCUCUAUGGCCGCAUGUGCUGCCGCCUGGCGGCCAGGCCGAGCUGCAUGGACACCCCCGCGGCGACAGGGACACUGCGGCUGCAGGCUCCAGGGGCUGAGGGGCCGAGCGGGCCCCCCCUGUUCUGCGUCCUGCGGGGUCCUGGGCUGCUCUGCUACAGCAGCGCUGGCGAGGCCGAGGAGGGGCGGGAGCCCACCCUCACCAUCGCUGUCACCAAGGACACGCGGGUGCGCGCGGUGGAGCCGGGGGGCCGCGGGCAGCCCCCCGGGGUGGCUGUCACCAACCGGCUGGGCGGGGAGGAGGUGACACACGCGCUGCUGGCCGAGAGCGCGGCCGAGGCACAGCGCUGGCUCCAGGCCUUUGGGCAGCACCUCUACGACCUGGCCCAGUGGAAGCAGUGCUGUGAGGAGCUGAUGAGGAUCGAGGAGCCCCCCCCGCGCCGCCCCCCGGCCCCGCUGCCCCCCCAGGGCUCUCUGUACCACCAGACGGCUAUUGACCCCUCGGAUGACAUCGCGGCGGUGACCGACAUCCUGACACGGCACGGGGGGGCUCCCCGUGCUCCGGGCCCCCCCCCGUGGCUGUCACUGUUUGAGGGGCCCCCCCUGCGCAGCCCCAGCCCCCCCCGGCGGGGCCGACCCCGCACUCUGUCCCUCGAUGCCCGGCUCGGCACCCUGAAGGGCCGGGGGGGCCCCCCAAAACCUCCCCACUCCAGCUCCUCCAGCAGCGGCAGCAGCAGCCCAGGACCCCCCCAGCGUGACCCCCCCAGAGCCCUCCAGUCCCGGGUGUGACCCCCAGCACUUAGGGGGGGAUGUGGGGAUGGACCCCCCCCUUGUUUGGGGGGGUGAGGGCUCCUGGCUUCUGUUUUUGGGGAGAAACUGGAAUUUCUGCCCCUCCCCGUGCUGGGGGGUGGGCUCAGGGCUAAACUCCAAAAAAAGGGGGGGGGUUUCUUUUCCCCCCCCACCACAGGGUGGGUGCUCAGGGUCUAACCCGGGGGGGGACACAGAGCCCCCCCCCCCAGCUCUGCUUUCCCUCACCUCUAACCCGGGGGGGGACACACAGCCCCCCCGGCAGGCCCCCCCUCAUUAAUAAUAUUCACUAAUAAUUUGCAUUAAAAUUUAUUUAACA
Messenger RNA from Catharus ustulatus (Swainson's thrush), 2273 nucleotides. It is a transcript of the gene RTKN, whose product is annotated as rhotekin. The record is from RefSeq and is a predicted model, not a curated record. Lineage: Eukaryota; Metazoa; Chordata; Aves; Passeriformes; Turdidae. Gene Ontology annotation, biological process: septin ring organization; actomyosin contractile ring assembly; mitotic cytokinesis. Gene Ontology annotation, cellular component: actomyosin contractile ring. Bases 275 to 1936 code for a protein of 553 amino acids. The transcript is spliced from 12 exons.